Messenger RNA from Hibiscus syriacus, 948 nucleotides. Its product is annotated as AT-hook motif nuclear-localized protein 9-like. Gene Ontology annotation, molecular function: minor groove of adenine-thymine-rich DNA binding. The record is from RefSeq and is a predicted model, not a curated record. The transcript has 6 exons. NCBI's taxonomy places the organism in Eukaryota, Viridiplantae, Streptophyta, Magnoliopsida, Malvales, Malvaceae. Bases 1 to 948 code for a protein of 315 amino acids.
AUGAUAAAGGGAAGUCUAUAUCCCGGUGCUGCGAAGAGUGAAGAAGACACAUCAAUUCUUUCGACGAGAUCUAUAAGUGUUCAUGGCGCUUUAGGGUCCGGAGAAGGGUUGGUUCGGGAUGCAAGCAGAAUCAGUAAAGAUAUGGUUAAUAAGAGAGGGAGGGGAAGGCCUAGGAAAUAUGAGAAUGGUGGUCCAAUGAGUAAUGCCUCAGUUGAAGCUUUGCCACCUCCAACGGACGCGUAUUGUUUGACAAAACGACCUCGUGGACGGCCUAAGGGCACCGGCAAGUUUCAGGCUUUGGCUUCCACCGGUGAAUAUAUGGACACUGCUGGAGGAAGCUUUACACCUCAUGUACUACCUGUGUAUAAAGGAGAGGAUCUUGUUGAUAAGAUAGUAUCAUUUUGUGCAAGGGCUUGUUGUUCGGUUUGUGUUCCUACUGCUAGUGGUGCCGUCUCCAGUGUUACCCUUUGCGCCCCUGAUUCUUCUGCAGGAACUUUGACAUAUGAGGGGAGGUUUGAAAUUCUUACUCUCACCGGUUCUUCUGUUGUGUCCGGUGAAGUGGGGACUCGUCGUAAAACCGGUCUUUUGAGUGUUUCAUUGGCUAAUCCUCAUGGAAAGGUUCUUGGUGGAAGUGUUGAAGGUCCACUAAUUGCAGCUGGCCCUGGACCCAUCCAAGUAGGAUCCUUUAGUUCUUCUCUUAUUCUUGCUAGUUUCAAGCAAAACAUCGGUCGAGAAAUCCGACGGAAGUAUUGCGGAGGAGCAUUGACAUCAGCCAACAUUGUUGCCAGUUCAGAAAUGGUGAAUGUUCCCAUUAAUCAAGUUACUCCAGCGGCAGAUAAUCAAGAGAAGUGUACUUCACCCCAAGUACCAGUUACCAAGAAAGCAGAUACCCUGAAAUUAGAUACUGUUCCAACUGAAAUUAAUAACUUGAACUCUGCUUCUCUAUAA